AUGUCUCUUCCACGUUCGUCAAGUGAGCGCACCGGCUCUAUAAACUCGCAAGACAGCCAAAAGACGGCUCUGCACACCAAGAAUGACCCCAACCUAGCACUCUAUGAGGCUCAGCCAAUUGCGGUGAACACCCAACCAGCGACUCGAGAUACUGUAUCGCUGCGGAGCAUGCAGCACAAAGACCGCGAUGGCCGGGUUAUCUCCGACCCGGACCUUUCGAACCCGACCCGGAAUCGUCUGGAACGCCCCCUGGAUACAAUCCGAUCAUUCCAGGCUGCCAUUGAGUCCCAUCGCCGAUAUAACUAG
Messenger RNA from Penicillium riverlandense, 306 nucleotides. RefSeq names its product DUF2406 domain-containing protein. Bases 1 to 306 code for a protein of 101 amino acids. The transcript has 3 exons. NCBI's taxonomy places the organism in Eukaryota, Fungi, Ascomycota, Eurotiomycetes, Eurotiales, Aspergillaceae. The record is from RefSeq and is a predicted model, not a curated record.